UUCCGAUGGAACAAGGUGGAGGUGGUGACGCGGGGCGAUCACUGGAAUGUAACAUCGAUACAUCCCUCCUCUGCACUCUGCCCUCUCCUCUUGUUCAUCCCACCGACGUGCUCGUACUACGAUGCCUUCACAGACUGAUGAGAUCCAAGAUCAGCUCUUCGCUCGUGAUCCCAUACCACCCCUUGAACCGGGUAAAAAGGCUUUUGACCCGUCCCUCGCGAGACCCAUCUCAAAGCUCAAUGAACACAAGUAUGUGAUUGCAGCCCUCCAUCUCGCCAAUGAUGACAUACAUCAUUGUCAUGAGAUUGCUCAAGCCAACGAAGGCGAUCCUACGGCUAACCUCUUACAUGCAACGCUGCAUCGGCGUGAGGGUGACUACUGGAACUCGAAAUACUGGCUCUCCCGAACAUCUCAUCCUCUGCUUCCCGACAUAUCAGCCGCGAAAGCAUUCGUUGAUGAUUGUGAAAAGGUACAGAAACCGAGAAACAAGGCAAUGAGGGAUCAAGAUGAAGAUCUCAGACUACGAACGAAGCAGUGGGAGGAUAUACAGGCUUUGAUUAGAUGGAUACGGGAGAACCAUCAUGCGUGACCCUCCAGGGCAGCGCCACAGUUGACCCAGGACCAGACGCCCGCCUGGAUUAUCUAGAAGUCUUGUCUAAACCACAUGUACUCUAUUUGGACAUGGUAUCUCGUAGAUGGAAUACCUACUCGUCACUCGUACUCUGCACUGAGAACCA
Molecule: messenger RNA, 737 nt
Organism: Kockovaella imperatae
Lineage: Eukaryota; Fungi; Basidiomycota; Tremellomycetes; Tremellales; Cuniculitremaceae
Exons: 5
Coding region: 122-589 (155 amino acids)
Source: RefSeq, a predicted model, not a curated record